Messenger RNA from Gymnogyps californianus (California condor), 1566 nucleotides. It is a transcript of the gene LCA5L, whose product is annotated as lebercilin LCA5 like. Gene Ontology annotation, cellular component: axoneme. NCBI's taxonomy places the organism in Eukaryota, Metazoa, Chordata, Aves, Accipitriformes, Cathartidae. The record is from RefSeq and is a predicted model, not a curated record. Gene Ontology annotation, biological process: intraciliary transport.
AGCCUGCAGAGUAGUAUGAUUUCCCAGAAAAAAAAUGCAGUGGCUCAGCAACUAUCAUCAGCAAGACUUCACAAAAUUAAAGAGCUGAAGAAUGAAAUAUUUGAUUUACAAUGCAAAUUAGAAGCAUCAAGCUUAGAAAACCACGUUUUGAAACAGCUUCAGUGUCGACACUCAAAAGCAAUAGGUAGAUACAAAAGUUCAGAAAGUAACUUGCCAGAUCUUUUAGCAAGUCAUUAUAAUGAGGUGAGAGCUUUAAGAAGACUCCUGAGCAUGUCUCAGGAGGACGAGAGAAGUACAUCCAGGAAGCUCAGAAAAGUUGAAGUGGAGCUGCUAAAAGCUAAAGAUGCUUUGCAGACCUUGCAUAUACUUUCGGAAGACAAAGCUCUUGCAGAGAGAGAGGAACUUGAUCACAGAUUAUCAGUUGUUACAGCAAAAAUGGAAGCGAAUGAUAAGAGAAUACAGAGCCUAGAAAAGCAGCUGAAGUUGAACAAUAGCACCUUUAGUCGUCAGCUGGCAAAGGAGAACAAAAAAGCUGUGGAAGCUGGGAUAAUUACAAAGAACUUGCAAAUGGAAAUUAACUCUCUUCACCAAAAAAUUAAGGAAAAGGAUCGGCAACUUUAUGUAAAAAAUAUCUAUGCAAAUCAGAUGCCUAAAAUCCCAAAAGACAAAAGUGAUUCAGUAUCUCAUGAAAAAAGUCUUAGUAUAAACAGAUCAGUACAAGUAGAUGAACAGAGUUUUAGAUCACUGCUGCUGUCACAGUACCAAACUCAGGAAACAGAAAAAAGUCCAAUUCAGCUAACAAAGGAGAAAAAGUAUUUAGAAGAUAAGAAUCAAAAAGCUAAAGCAAAGGAAGCAUACACAGAUGCCCAGUGUAGAACAGAAAAGCAAUCAACCAAGAAAAUAUCAAAGCCAGAAACUUUUAAUAGAACACGUAGAGAGUAUUUAAGGGAGCGCAGACUACUGACAGAAGAAUACACUUCUUUGGAAUUUAUGAAAGAAGAAGAAAGAGAGACACAUUUGCUUAAAGGGAGCUGAAAAAAACUGAUGAAAACUGAACAAACUCCUCUAAGUGACAGUGUAAAAGAGAACAAUCAAGAGGAGGAUGCAGUGGAAGAAUAUGAAAAGAAGAAACAGCCAGAUGAACAGCUAAAUAACAGCGAGAAGGCAGGGAGUAAAUGUGUAACUCCAGGUCCAAGAAACAAAACACCCAUUAGGCUGAAAAAAAAAAAAAAAAUAUUCUCAGAAGCCACUGAGAAUUUGCAUCACGGCCUUCUUACACCAGGUACAAAAUCAAAAAAAAGUAGUCUUUGCAACCAUAGACAUGCAGGUCAGGACUGCAGUGAAACAGCUGAAACAAAAGUGAAAAGUUCCUUUGGGCUCUAUGAACCGUCUUUUGGUAAAGUUACCAAAACAAGGCAGAAGGACAGUUCCAUUGAAGCGGAAGGCUGCGCUCACAUGACAUUUGCUGAAAGGAAAAGUCUUAUGAAAGAACUCUUUGGACCAGGCUGUGUUUGAAGAGACAACCAUUCAAGUUCUAACAUGAGAGGAAUGAAGAAAGAGAAGUGA